Guillardia theta CCMP2712 is the source of this 2025-nucleotide messenger RNA. RefSeq lists its product as hypothetical. Gene Ontology annotation, cellular component: condensin complex. The record is from RefSeq and is a predicted model, not a curated record. Gene Ontology annotation, biological process: mitotic chromosome condensation. The transcript has 21 exons. Lineage: Eukaryota; Cryptophyceae; Pyrenomonadales; Geminigeraceae. Gene Ontology annotation, molecular function: chromatin binding. The coding region runs from base 1 to 2025 and encodes 674 amino acids.
AUGAGAUACACACAAGCUGUAGUUGAGGACAACGAUUGUUCACGUACCGAUUUGGAUUCGAGACAUCAUAGAGACGAGCAAGUGAAGGAGUAUUCCAUCUGGAUCUUGACGCCCUUGAACCGCCGGAAGUCAGCAGCCCCCGAGCUGCUGCUGUCUGUGAACGACGAUGAGAUUGAGAAGGAGAACCUCCGAGCGCAGAACGCUGCUACCAGCUCCAACACCUUCACGCCCUUCAAGAAGAUGCUGGGGAGCGACUCCAAGGCCAAGAGGCAGUCGUUUGAUGCUGAAGCUACAGUGUUUGGAACUCCCAAGGGAGGGCGUCUCGACGGCGACCGCCUGCAGGCUCUCUACGGUGACUGCAUCAAGCUGGCCAACGAGAACAAGAUCACGCAGAAGAACGCAUGGAAUAUGAACUUGCUCGAUCAUAUCCGCGGCCUCUCCCAGGCAAAGGAGACAGACUUUGUGACAGCGGGCUGCACUUUGGAUGCUGCUGGCAAGAUCUACUCCUGCCGUGUUGACUCUGUGCACAACGAGACCUUUCGGGUCGUCACGGGUCUUACCCGCACAUCUCAGCCCAACGAGGAGGAGCAAGAGGAGGAGGAGAAAGGAUCCGACGAGAGCGAAGCGGAGGGAGAGCAGGAGGAGACCAGCAAGGGGAAGAAGGCCCGCAAGACCCCGAUGCAGGCAAGUGGAGGAGAAGGAGGAGGCCCGGCAUGUAACGGUGGCUAUCAGGGAAGCAACACGAUUGAGAGCAACCCAGAGAGCUUGAUCCAGAAGAAAGUCGACACAGAGGUCAACGUGGACCCUCUCUUCCACAAGAUGUGUAAAGCAUUCGACGAGGGUGGAGCGAGUGAGGAGACCGUCAGCGAGGUUGCCCUCCCUCCUCCUCCCUCGCUCCAAGAGGCUCAACGCGCGCAAGUCGACGAGCCUCCCGCUGCGGACUUCGACGGUGACUGCGACGCCUGCGAUGACGAGGAGGAAGAGACCGAAGCCAUCGCGCUCGAGCAGCAGAUGCUCGCAGAGAUCGACUUGGAGGGGAUGCCGGACGGAGGAGCAGGAGUUCCCCUCGUCUCCUCCUCCUCUUCCUCCAGGGCCUCCAACUUCACUGGAGAUCUCGACCAGCUCGACACCUUCCUGGACUACAACGACGACUACUGCUACUUUAACCGAGACGCCAUGAGGGCCUGGGCCGGGCCCGCCCACUGGACCUUCAAGAAGCAGCAGGCGGCCCCAGCAGCCUCCCAGCAGCCGGGCGAAGUCAGCGAGGUGGAGGCGGAAGCGGGGCGGAAGCCUUCGAAGAAGGAGACGUUCUUCCUUGACCUGCGCUCUCCCCUCCCAGCUGAUGCCCAGAAGCUCAUGUCCAAGAGCAAGGCCAGCACGACCCUUGCUGCCGCUCAGAGGGCAGGAGGAGCCGCAAACUCGCUGCCCCAGGACCACCGCUACAUGCCCGACAGCCUGCGGCGUCUCUUCCUCCGCCCCAGGACGCGUUUCACCCUCAGGGCGAGCAGAUUCCAGAGGGAGGAGGAGGAAGACCGUAUGUCGGAUGGAGACUGCGAUGACGAUGGGACGGGUAUGGAGGCGGUCGGGGAGGAGUGGGACGGGUUGGGCUCGGAAGGGAACGUCAUGCCGGCGCAGCAGGAGGAGGACGAGAGGCUAAAGCUGCUGCAAGCCCCGAGGAGGGCAGAGAAGAUUGAGAUCGGAUACGCCAAGACAGCCAAGAAGAUCGACAUCAAAGCUCUCAAGGAAGACAUAUGGGAAGACCUGCAGGACAAACGAGGAGGCUCCACUGCUACGGUGAAGUUUCAAGAGGAAGAAAGGGUCGCCAAGACGUUCAGCAGCAGCAUCGCCAGCGUGGACACCUCCAAGUACCCUGAAGUCUCCGUCUCCUACUGUUUCAUCUGCCUCCUCCAUCUCGCCAACGAGAAGUCCCUCGCUCUCGUAGGAACUGGGCAGCAGCGGACAGCUGAUCAUGGCUCUCUCUGCGUCGGCGAUCUCAGCGAUCUCAUGGUCAUCGAGGACCCAUGA